Molecule: messenger RNA, 270 nt
Organism: Cinara cedri
Lineage: Eukaryota; Metazoa; Arthropoda; Insecta; Hemiptera; Aphididae
Source: the annotation of a GenBank genome assembly
AUGCUCUCGGUCAAGCAUUUUACCAGCGAUGCAAAUGCUGGUAUCACGGGAUGGCGGGAGCCCAUGCUGCCUCAAACAAUUGUAGCGGUGGCCGGUCACGUCGGCAGGCUUCUGGUCUCGGCCGAGUUCCUGUCGAAGGCAGAAUGGUUUCGUGGUGGCUGUCACUGGAGUGAUAUUGUGACUCGAGGAAAACUCGAAAAGCCGAACGGCCUCGCAAGCGGCUCUGGCCGUGAACCGGGGUAUCUCCCUGGUGCCUACUCAGUCUCUUAG